AUGGCCCUACUGGUACCUGUUUUUGUGUCUUUUCUUGUUUUGAUUCUAUUCUGGCUGUUCCAAAAGUAUCAGAAAAUUCAAAAAGUCAACUAUUAUGGAUCCCAAAUUCCGGGGCCUAAAGGAAACUGGCUAACGGGAAACCUUUCAAUGUUCCAGAAAUCCAAUACUGGUCUUAUCGAAAUGUUCCAAGAAGAAGCGAAAAAAUUCCGAGAACAAGGUCAUUCAGUGAUGCGAUACAUUAUGCCUGGAAAGCUACUAGUCUUCCCGUUGACUGGAAAAACUGUAUCGAAAAUUUUGGAGUCUACAACCGAAAUUGAAAAAGGUGAGGAUUACGAUUUCUUUGAGCCAUGGAUUGGAGGAGGUCUACUGGUUUCAGUUGGAGAACGCUGGAAAUCUCAUCGAAAACUCAUAACUCCAUCGUUCCAUUUUGCAAAGCUGGAAGGAUACUUUGAUGUUUUCAAUCAGGAAUCAAAGAUCCUUGUCGAAUGUCUAGAAAAGUUUUCGGACUCUGGAGAACAAGUGGAUUUGCAUCCAUUCAUAAACCGAUGCACUUUGGAUAUCAUUUGUGAAACUGCAAUGGGUACAAAAGUCGGCGCUCAAUUUAAUCACGACAAUUCCUAUCUGAAAGCAGUUGAUGGAUACUCCACAAUGAUGCUAGAAUACGCCUACAAUCCAAUCAUGUGGAACCCCUUCUUAUUCUGGAUUCUUGGUCACAAGAAGCGACAAAACGAUCUUUUGUACUCUCUCAAAAAGUUUACUGGCGAUAUUAUUGCCGAAAGAAAAGCUGCACUGGAAUCUGGAGAAGCUGAGAAAUUCACAUCGAAAAGAAGUAUGAACUUCUUGGAUUUGAUGCUGAGUAUGAAAGAGUCGAAUGUUCUAAGUGAGGAAGAUUUAAGACAAGAAGUGGAUACAUUUAUGUUCGGAGGACAUGACACAACGACUACUUCCUGUUCUUGGACAUGCUGGAAUCUGGCUCAUAAUCCAGAAGUACAACAAAAAGUUUGUGAAGAAUUGGCAGAAGUGUGUGGAGAGGAUCCAAAUGGAGAUAUUUCUUAUGAACAAGCCAAUCAAUUGCAUUACCUGGAUCGAGUACUCAAAGAAUCAAAACGAUUGAUUGCUCCAGUUGCAUUAGUGGAUAGAAAACUUCAAAAAGAAAUGGAAAUUAGUGGAUAUAUAAUUCCACCGGGAUCAAGUGUUUCCAUUGCUCCUGUAAUCCUUCACAACAACCACGACGUCUGGAAGAAUCCAGAAGUCUUCGAUCCAGAUCGUUUUCUUCCGGAAGAAUGUGCCAAGAGACAUCCAUAUGAUUUCGUUCCAUUUUCAGCUGGAAUCAAGAAUUGCAUUGGCCAAAAAUUCUCAGUUUUGAAUGAGAAGGUUAUGGUUUCACAUUUGGUUCGAAACUUCAAAAUUGAACCAAUGGCCAAAUUCCACGAAACUCUUCCAUGCUUCGAAAGUGUCUCUAAACCAUCAAAUGGGAUUCCAGUUAAAUUGAUAAGACGGGUUUAG
Caenorhabditis briggsae is the source of this 1506-nucleotide messenger RNA. The transcript is spliced from 7 exons. Gene Ontology annotation, molecular function: monooxygenase activity; heme binding; iron ion binding. The record is from RefSeq and is a predicted model, not a curated record. Bases 1 to 1506 code for a protein of 501 amino acids. NCBI's taxonomy places the organism in Eukaryota, Metazoa, Nematoda, Chromadorea, Rhabditida, Rhabditidae.